This is a messenger RNA of Mugil cephalus (flathead mullet), 8470 nucleotides long. RefSeq names its product kinase suppressor of ras 2 (gene ksr2). Bases 645 to 3521 code for a protein of 958 amino acids. The transcript is spliced from 22 exons. Lineage: Eukaryota; Metazoa; Chordata; Actinopteri; Mugiliformes; Mugilidae. Gene Ontology annotation, molecular function: ATP binding; protein kinase activity. The record is from RefSeq and is a predicted model, not a curated record. Gene Ontology annotation, biological process: protein phosphorylation.
CGGUGCCUGGGCGAUGCGAUGCUGUUGCUGUGGGUUUGAUUGACAGGAAACAUGUCGGUGUGGUGGGAGCGAACCGGGAUGCAGCUGCUGCCAAGGGAGACAGGGAGUACCUGCAUCCAAACCACACAUCAGCACCUUUAAAAAGCACCAGGCUUCCCCACGAUCCGUGCGCUUAGGAUGCGCUGAACACCUUCUCCACCUCCUCCUCCUCCUCCUCCUCCUCCACCUCCUCCUCCUUCUCUCUCUGUCUUUUUUUUUUUUUUAUUUUUUUUUUUAAACAUCGAAGGGUAGGCACCCAAUGGAUGCUGUGGCGAACCGCGUAGUCCCGCUCGCUACCUUCACACCGCGUUUGAUUUAGCCAACAGCCAGAGACACCUUGAUGAAACGGCAGGAACUACGAGGACUGUUGUUUGCGAUGGAGUCGACUCUCUCGCGGCUCAAAGCGCGUCUCUGAACCCACAGCAUCUCGUUUCAUGGCGUUUCGCAGGUCGCACCGCUCCGUGGGCUCCUCCACGCUUCUUUUCUGAGCCACUGUUGGCAUCAUUUUUUUUGAGUGCUUGCUUUUCCUCGUUUAUUUAAUUUGUUGAUUUAUUUGUUUUUAAGUGCAAAAAGGAGGGGGAAUAACGUCCGCUGCUGGCAAAACUAUGAACGAGGAGAUGACAAAAAGCGAGGAGCAGCAUCUUAGUUUGCAGAAAGCCUUGCAGCAGUGCGAGUUGGUGCAAAAUAUGAUAGACAUAAGCAUUUCUAGUUUGGAAGGUUUACGGACCAAAUGUGCCACAUCCAACGACUUGACACAGAAGGAGAUACGAACGCUGGAGGGGAAGCUGGUGAAGUACUUCAGCCGCCAGCUGUCCUGUAAGUGUAAAGUGGCCUUAGAGGAGCGCAGCGCUGAGCUGGAGGACUUCCCUCGCCUCGGCCACUGGUUCCGCAUCGUCAACCUGAGGAAGGAGGUCACAGAGGAGAUGAGCCCCGGCGAGGUGACGCUGGAGGGUCUGCUGGAGAUGAGCGAGGAGCAGGUGUGUGAGCUGCUGCAGAAGUUUGGUGCCAACGAGGAGGAGUGUGCCCGACUCAACGCCUCCCUCUCCUGCCUCCGAAAGGCUCACCAGCUCGAACAACUUGAGGAGGAUAAAUUGCACAGUAAUGGAGGGAGCCAGGCGAAACAGGACUGGUCCAUCCAGUGGCCCACCUCUGAAUCUGGCAAAGAGAACACUCCGGUGUGCCAGCCGGAGGCCAGUCAGUGGAUUCGUUUCCAGCUCUCCCAAAGCCCCAAAGUCCAGUCCAAGUACAACCAGCACAUGUGCCACAGCCCCCAGGCCCUGGCCCCCCCUUUCUAUGCCGAUCGGCUCACUGUCGACAGCCCCUCCGCGGGGCUCUUCCCUACCCUGGACUCUGGUCACCGCUCCCUGCCCCCGUCACCCCGCCAGAGGCAUUUUGGCCACACGCCUCCUCGGACUCCCUUGGUGGUCAACACCAUGACCCCGCCGGGCACCCCCCCCAUGCGGCGGAGAAACAAAGUGAAGGCACCGGGAACGCCGCCGCCGCCGAGCCGCAAGCUAAUCCACCUGCUGCCGGGCUUCACCGCGCUGCACCGCAGCAAAUCCCACGAGUUCCAGCUGGGGAACCGCCUGGAUGACACGCAGACACCAAAAGCCAAGAAAAAGACCAAGCCCUUAAACCUUAAGAUCCACAGCAGCGUGGGCAGCUGUGAGAACCUGCCCACGCAGCGCUCGCCCCUCCACACCGAACGAUCACUGCGCUCCUUCUUCUUCCCCUCUUUCAUCCCAUCGACGCCUCCCGUCCACGUCGAAACGCCCUCUGCAAACACUCUCUCAGUGCCUCGCUGGUCCCCACAGAUUCCCCGAAGAGAUCUGGGAAACUCAAUAAAACACAGAUUUUCCACCAAGUACUGGAUGUCCCAGACAUGCAUAGUAUGUGGAAAGGGAAUGUUGUUUGGACUGAAAUGUAAAAACUGCAAGCUGAAGUGCCACAACAAAUGCACCAAAGAAGCCCCACCUUGCCAUUUACUGAUCAUACAGCGAGGCGGACGAGAAUCUCUCAAAGAUCACCAAGGAACGAUUCAAGUAGCUCGUCUGGUACGGACUGAAUCAGUGCCAUGUGACAUCAACAACCCGCUCAGGUACACAGACCUGCACAUCAGUCAGACGCUCCCCAAAACCAACAAAAUCAACAAGGAUCACAUCCCCGUCCCGUACCAACCAGACUCCAGCAGUAACCCGUCAUCCACCACCUCCUCCACCCCGUCCUCCCCGGCUCCUCCUCUGCCCAGCAGUGCCACACCUCCCUCCCCGCUGCAUCCUUCCCCGCAGUCGGCACGGCAACAGAAACAGUUCAACCUGACAGCCUCCAGUUACUUCAAAUACAAGCAACAGUUCAUCUUCCCCGAUGUUGCUCCGGAGGCUCCUCCCAGCAGAGCGCCGCAGGUCAUCCUGCACCCUGUCCUUUCUGAACCGGGGAACGAGGGCAAUCCUCUGCUUCAAAUCGAAGUCGAACCUACAUCAGACAACGAGGAGGCCAACGACGAGGACUCCGGGGACGAGUUCGAGGAGAUGAACCUGUCGCUCCUGUCGGCUCGCAACUUCCCCCGCAAGGCCAGUCAGACCAGCAUCUUCCUGCAGGAGUGGGACAUCCCCUUCGAGCAGCUGGAGAUCGGGGAGAUGAUCGGCAAGGGCCGCUUCGGGAAGGUGUUCCACGGGCGGUGGCACGGCGAGGUCGCCAUCCGCUUGAUCGACAUCGAGCGCGACAACGAGGACCAGCUGAAGGCCUUCAAGCGCGAGGUGAUGGCCUACCGCAACACUCGCCACGAGAACGUGGUGCUGUUCAUGGGGGCCUGCAUGAGUCCGCCACAUCUGGCCAUCAUCACCAGCUUGUGCAAAGGAAGGACACUCUAUUCUGUGGUGCGGGAUGCCAAGGUCGUCCUCGACGUUAACAAGACCCGACAGAUCGCACAAGAGAUGGUUAAGGGGAUGGGCUACCUCCACGCUAAGGGGAUCUUACACAAAGACAUGAAGUCCAAGAACGUGUUUUAUGACAACGGUAAAGUCGUCAUCACCGACUUUGGACUCUUCACCAUAUCUGGGGUUCUGCAGGCUGGCAGCAGGAGAGAAGACAAACUGAGGAUCCCCAACGGCUGGCUGUGUCACCUGGCCCCGGAAAUCAUCCAGCAGCUCUCCCCAGACACAGAGGAGGACAAGCUUCCCUUCUCCAAACAAUCAGAUGUCUUUGCUUUUGGCACCAUCUGGUAUGAGUUACACGCACGUGAGUGGCCUUACAAGAGUCAGCCAGCAGAGGUGAUCAUAUGGCAGAUCGGCAGCGGGAUGAAGCCCAACCUCGCCCAAACCGGCAUGGGGAAGGAGAUAUCAGACAUUCUUCUCCUCUGCUGGGCGUACAAGCAGGACGAGCGGCCCAGCUUCUCCAAGCUGGUAGAUUUACUGGAAAAGCUGCCAAAAAGGAACCGUCGCCUUUCCCACCCAGGGCACUUCUGGAAGUCAGCUGAGCUGUAACGGAGGCAUCGACGGGACUGUGUCUUUGCUUGAAGCUCGUCCUCUGCUCUGCUCACAUCUGCUCCACCACCCACCUGCCCCGCCACCCAUCCACCCUCUCUUGCCCCACCCUGCUUCCACAACCCCCUCUACUUUUCUUACUCCUCCCUCUCGCUCCAGCUCUCCUCCUCCUCCCUCCCCAGCCCGAAUGGACCCUUUAGCGGUCACUAUUUGCCCACUUUGCCAGAGUGGGGGUCACAAAAACACGCCGCAGACUUUGAAAACAGAGAGGCCUUUCUCCGCUCUAUGCCUGAAGCCCUUCCCUAAAUCAACCCUUGUCUUUCAGUUGAAGGCUUUCAACAUGUUGCAACUCAUCUUCAGCUGUAAACGCCACAUACACAUGUUUUCAAACCAGCUCACAUUAUAAAUCAGUCAUGAUUUCAGUCAUUUCGCUAUGCCGACACACCAUGAUUUUGAUCCCUGUUCUUUAAAGACCUUAUAUACAUGACGAUGCUCACAAUGUGUUUGGAAUAUUGUUAAGGAUUACUUUCAGGUGGUUUAUUGGCCUUAUGUUUUGUUAAGCUCUGAAGGAAAUAUUCAGCCUUCUGUUAUGUUGUUAAUCCAAAAGAAUUAUUUUGGUCAGCAGGAGCACUGUGCUGCAAAAUGUUAGCUUUACUAAUUUCCACAGCACCACAGCAUCCCCACGUGUGUGCGGUCCUUUUAAAAACCAUUAUUUGUUUUUCUUUUUUUCAUUUUUUUUUUUUUUUACUAUGCUUACAACCAAAAAACAGCCUCAUGAACGUGCAAACGCGCCCUCUAGGAAUUACGGUAAAAGAAGAAGACAAAAUAAUAAUUAUGGUGAACAUAUUCCAAGAUGCAAAAUGUUUUAUUCCUGUUUAAUUCACUGGUUUUCUUUACGAUAUUAACCGAGGGCGUAUUGAUGUGUUCUAGGUUACACUAUUACACACAAAAGCAUUUGGUUACGGUGACAAAAAUAUUUUCUACCCACAAAUUAAUGUGCAGGCUCUUCCACACAAUGCCAAAUUUAGAUAAUCUAUUAGCAUUUUCAUGCAAAUCAGAGUUUUUAAAUCUGGCGCCUGCUGGGACGUUCCUGCUGCACGGGUAGGGACACAUUUUUACCUCAAUCAGUUCCUGUAGUUUCAAACAUCGAAGUAGACCGCAGGAACUUUGAGCAUCAAACAAAUCAGCAUUCAGAGGAAGAAUUAGAGCCUAAAAAGAGAUGUUUGUUUUCCUUGUUGGAGAACAAUGAAAGAAGAAAAGUGACUGCAGGCUGUAUUCACGGUGCAAUUAGUUUCAGCUUUAAAACUAAAAAUGCAUUGAAAUCGAGAGCAAAUCAUUUUGUAAAUUUAACAUAAGUGCUAUUGUUUUCUAAAAACCUAACCUCUGGCAUCUCAACUGUGGAUUAAAAACCCACCGUCAACCCCCACCUCCCCCCAAUCACCCACCCACCCACAGGUUCUGAAAGGUACCAAAUGUACGUUAGAGCUCCAUCCAAGCAAGGCGCUGAUUACAUUUCAUAGCACACUGUAAUUUGGAAAGCAAAUGAUGUAAUUUUCUAAUAGUCAGGGUUUACGCAGCGCUCGACACAAAAUGUCUGGACAUUGUGUGGUUGUGUGAAAGUCACGCGUCACACACAUACAGCUGCACAGGCAUUUAUCCACAAACUACUACUACUACUACUACUACUACUGGUGACCAGUAAGCAGCUGCAUCUGCACUGCGGAGGUUAAGUGCCUUGUUCAAGGGCGUCUCAGCAGCAGGAGGAGCUAUUAAGAAAAGGAAAAUAGUUUCUUGUUUUUCUUAUUUUUUGUUGAAGACUUAAGACACAAUUUCUUCCUGAAUGCACACAGGCACAAUGCGCUCAAAAGCCAACAUUUCAGUAACAUCUGCACAUACUCAAAGUCAUUUUGUCAUAGUUCUCUAUUCUUUCACACAGGAAUCGUAAACUGAAAAGGAAGCUUUCUAUUUUAUACUCUGAACCGUAGGCAUCGCUUGUGAAGACGGAGACCCUGUGUUGGUGGAGGGAAUCAAACCUUCCAAUGAGAAUAUCUCAGUUUAAUUGAUUCUAUUACACGGUCUGCUAACUUAAAAAUCGGCACACCCAUUUGUCUGCGGUGACAAACUAAUCUCUUCCAAGUGAAGUGGAGAAGAAUGGAGCGGAUUUCAGAAAACCUUAUACCCACCAGAUGAAUGUUAAAAUACCUCCGCUGACGUCCAGAGGAAUGAACGCGGGGUUUUUGUUUUUCUCCGAGGAAUUUGCUUCGAAAAUAUUAAACUCCCCAAGCGAUGAGAUUGUUUUGGAGAGAGUGGCGUGCGUGCUGAUUGAGAAAAUUACAUAUGCACAAAAAAAUACAGACAAUUAGAUAGAAUACUUAUUUAUUUAUUUAUUUAUUGACUGCCUUUGUACAUGGUGGCGAGCUAAUGGAAUAUAUGUCUGCUGACAUCAAGGCUAUGCAAUGAAACAAAGAUAACACAAAAGGCAGAUAUUUUAUCAAAGUGCUGAUCCGAUAGGUGUAAUUAAGCAUCCUUGACGGUUUUCAGUAUGCGUUUAACCUUUUUAGAAGUCCUUCUUUCGCCUUUAGGUGCACCUGCAACUUUUAAAUCUGUUCGAGGCAGGAUGUGAUGCGUCAGUGCUCCUGAAAAAAAGAUAUAUAUAUAUAAUAAUAAUGUCAAAAGGAAAUAUUCAGAUUGGCUAAUUUGGAUUGAUUUUAUCCUAAUGUCCUUCCGUGCACCUUCAGAGAGAAGAGUCAGAAGACGACUUGAAGACUCGACUGUAACAUCACACAGUUUAAGACAAACCUCAUUUCCAAUGAAGUUGAAAAUAUGAUUAGCUCAGUAUUUUUACAAACAAGGAUGGGGUGAGCGUCACCACUUUGUGAGCAAAAUGUUUCCAAAACUGCAGCCCUUUGGCGGCCCAAUGCUGGCCCGCAGGCCUUAUUUUUGACACCCCUGACCUAGGAAAGUUUGGCCAUUCUCCAGCAGCAUGUGUAGGUCUGGAAAAUUCUCUGCACCUGUUUAUUUUUGCAAGACACUUGUUGAAACUGCGUAGGUGGACUUCUAUCCCAUUCUUGCUCGAUGCACGCCUUCAGUUGCUCAACAGCCUCAGCAGUUGUUGUAUUGCCGGUUUCAUGAUGAGCGACAUGUUUUUAAUGGGAGGCAGGUAUGGACGUCGCUGCAUUCUUCUACUACGAAGCAAGAUGUGCAGAAUGUCGUCGACUUGCAGAAACAAGCCAUUACUGGGGAUUUUUUAUUUAUUUUUUUUUGUCUGUACUUUCAGCAACAUUUUGAUCAGCUCCCCCCGAUCCUUGUUUGUAAAAUGACUGAGGCUUUCAGGGAGGCUCCUGUUACGUCCAAUCAUCAAGAACAAUACAGUUUAUUAAGUUUGGACAUUGCAGUUGAAUAUAGGUUGAAAAAUAGUUGCAAAUCAUUGUUUUCGGUUCUUAUUUAUGUUGGAAGUCAUCAUUGUGCAUCUUUCACAAAGAAUUAAGGGUAUUAGUUCCAGUUCAUGGGUCAAAUUAUAAUAUUAUUAAUCAUAAAUCCACACAAUAAUCAUUAUUACCAAAAACUGUGAGCAACGCCCUCCGGUUUUUCAAACCAUUUCAUGAGUGAUGCAGUUAUUUUACAUCCUAAACAUGAACUCAACCACAAUCGCUGCAGGUUUAAAACCAGGACCUCCCACUUCAACUACAGGUCUUGUUAAAAAUGAAGCUCUGCAUCCUGUGCAGGCCAACACAGUGUGGGCAGACCUCAAAACCUUCCCACAUGCACCGGGAUAACAGCGUCCUGGCAAGAUCAAACAAAAAAUAAAGGUAAAAGACACACACGGCGUAUCUCAUUGAUGGAGAAAGGCAGCUCGGAUAAUUCCCUCGAGCUCAGCAACGUGUCUCCAGGUGACUUAAGGCGCAGUCAGUGACAAAUGUGGACGAGCACAUGCAGCUGAGCGGAUGUAUGUAUUUUCCUAAGAGUUGUCCACGGUUCAUUGGUGAUUGCAAACAAUGACGUGCAGGCAUGAGGAGAAGUGGUUCCAUAGGAGCCCGACGCAGAGGCUGGGUGGUUUUUAGAGGAAUCAAAGGGUUUUAUAAUGACAUGUAAGAGCCUGGUGCUCGGCUAUGAGCCACGCUGACAAGUGACAUUACAUUUGCUCCAUUUGAAAGCUACACAAGGGAGCACACAGAAAGGGCUUCUUACAACAAUUCUUUUUUCUUAUCUUUUUCUUUUUGUCUCCCCUAGCUUUUUUUUUUUUUAAAGUUGACUAUUUAUUUGUGUCUGUCAUCAAAUCUGAGUCAAACUUGAGAAUGUACAGCAUGAUGUCAAACCCCAGCGGCUUUUCCAAAAGGGAAGAGCUGAUCGAACACGAACAGAUUAGCCUGAAUACACACUAUAACCUCCUCUCUGAUGACAGCCGCUCGUGCUGCGGAUUCCACCGCACUCUGAAUCUGUUUUUUUUUUUGGUCCUCUGAAUGGAUCCUGUUUGCUGUAUCUGCAAAAUGUUUUUGUCCAGAGCUCAUCCCACCGCCACAUCCCUCCUUUGUUGUUGUUACACAUCUGAACUGCUUUGCUGCAACGGACACAAAAUGCAACACCCCGACGCUAAUUCCCUUCCAGAUUCCCCCCUUUUUUUUUUUUUUUUCCCAGCACCCAGUUCACUGUCAUGGUCCUCAUCAGCAUCCUCAUCCUCAUCGGUGACGUCACACAGCGCUCCCCACGCCCGAAAGAAAACAUCCGUCAUCCAAGCUUGAAAUGGAUCUUCAUUUGUAUAAUUUGUACAGUAAAGUUUAUAAAAGUUUUCUACCCUUCCAGAAAUGAUUUAGUUUCUGCCGUUCAACUGAAUGUCGAUGAAUUCAAAUUUGCAGGCCUUGUUAUAAAGUUUGUGUUUUUUGUGCAACAUUUGGGUUUGUUCUACUGUCGAGAAAAAAAGAAAAUGAAAAUAAAAAAGCUUUAACUAGUAA